GGAGAAAUAGAAAGAGGGAGAAAAGCUACAACGCUGGUGUGCAAGCAGACCGACUCUCAUCUGUGCCCGGAGUACCGAGUUAUACAACUUCUCCUCCAUCAAAAUAAGACAAAAACGAAAGAAAAGUAAGGGGUUGCAGGUUUGUUUAUCCAGCCCUGUCUACGAAAGUGAAACUCUGCUUACAUGAACCUCAUUUACAGCUGGGCUGCUACUGUCAGACCGGGUUGGAGGACAAUCAAUUGCAACUGCUGCUGCCGCCGCUGGUGUGUUUUGUGUGGUGUGGACUUUCUCACGUUGCGGUGGACUCACACACACACACAUACAGAAGCUUGCAUGCCCGGUACUCCCCCUCCUCCCACCUCUCUCUCUCUCUCUGUGGCACAUACAUACACACACUCGGAGGGAGAGGCAGUGUGUGAGUGGCGGACCCUGUCGUGUGGAGUUUAUUGAAGAGAGGAGAAGAGAGGAGCGGAGUGGCAGACUCUACCAUGCCAGUGCAGGGAGAAAGGCUGAAGCGCUGUCUCUCUCUCUGUCUCUGGAGCCGGAGUCCUCUGCUGUUGCUUGGACUGUUCUCUCUUCACGCACAAGCACACGGCAACAUAUUGGACAGUAUGCUGCUAAGAGCAUCCAGUAAGGAGGCAGUGGAGAGUGGGAAGGAGAUUAGUGGCAGCACAGCUCCUUCUUCAUCCUCCCAAAGACUACUGUGGUGUCACUGUUAUCACCACUGCCCUGAAGAUUCAAACAACAAUACAUGCAGGACGGAUGGCUACUGUUUCACUAUGGUGGAGGAGGAGGGUGGAGUACCAGUCCAGACUGCAGGUUGCCUCGGGCUUGUUGGAUCAGAAUUUCAGUGUCGGGACACGGGGAACUCGCGUCAGAGGAGAUCGCUGGAGUGCUGUACAGACCAAGAUUACUGUAACAAAAACCUGCAUCCCACACUGCCACCGCUGAAACCGCCUCUCUACGUAGAUGGAAAGAUCCACCACAUGGCCUUGUUGAUCUCCGUCACUGUGUGCAGCAUUAUCCUGGCUGUCAUUAUUGUCUUCUGCUACUUCAGGUAUAAGCGCCAGGAGUCUCGGCCCCGGUACAGUAUUGGUCUAGAGCAGGAUGAGACCUACAUUCCCCCUGGAGAAUCUCUGAGGGACCUGAUAGAGCAGUCGCAAAGCUCUGGCUCAGGCUCGGGGCUCCCUCUAUUGGUGCAGCGAACAAUAGCCAAGCAGAUCCAGAUGGUGAAGCAGAUAGGCAAGGGGAGGUAUGGAGAGGUGUGGAUGGGCAGAUGGAGAGGAGAAAAAGUUGCUGUUAAAGUUUUCUUCACCACUGAGGAGGCCAGUUGGUUCAGAGAGACUGAGAUUUACCAGACCGUCCUAAUGAGACACGAGAACAUACUCGGUUUUAUAGCUGCUGAUAUUAAAGGAACUGGCUCCUGGACCCAACUCUACCUAAUCACCGACUACCAUGAAAAUGGCUCUUUGUAUGACUAUCUCAAAUCAACCACUCUAGAAAAUAAAGCCAUGUUGCGACUGGCCUACUCCUCUGUGUCCGGCCUCUGUCACCUCCACACUGAGAUCUUCGGCACCCAGGGCAAACCUGCCAUCGCCCACAGGGACCUGAAGAGUAAGAACAUACUGGUGAAAAGAAAUGGGACCUGCUGUAUAGCUGACCUGGGACUGGCAGUCAAGUUUAUCAGUGACACCAAUGAGGUAGACAUCCCUCCCAACACUAGAGUCGGUACAAAGCGCUACAUGCCUCCGGAGGUUCUGGACGAGACUCUGAACAGAAGUCAUUUUCAGUCGUACAUCAUGGCCGACAUGUACAGCUUUGGACUCAUUCUCUGGGAGAUUGCUCGGCGUUGUGUCUCAGGAGGGAUCCUUGAGGAGUACCAGUUGCCGUACCAUGAGUUAGUUCCUACAGACCCUUCAUAUGAAGACAUGAGAGAGGUGGUCUGCAUCAAGAGACUACGACCAUCCUUUCCAAAUCGAUGGACCAGUGAUGAGUGUCUGAGACAGAUGGGGAAGCUGAUGACAGAAUGCUGGGCCCACAACCCGGCCUCACGCCUCACAGCCCUCCGGGUCAAAAAGACACUUGCCAAGAUGUCAGAAUCACAGGACAUCAAGCUGUGAGCGGGCGCUGCCAGCUGUGUGUUUACACACAUAGAAAGGGCACUAACAAUCACACUGACUCUGGUCCAGGCUGCACAAUCUUUUUUUUCCUGGGAAAAGGAGGUGGAACAGGAAGCAAGAUCAUCACUUUGGAGAUCACAGGAUCACAAACUUUGAGUCCAGAUGCCCAGAACUUUGCAAUCCACAGCCCCCUCGAAAACUUGUAUUACAGGACUACAGUAAAAUAAAGUAAAUCAUGAACAACCUUGGUCUGUUCAUCAGAGAAGAUGAGACUUUUUCAUUUCAGACUAGUGCGAGGACUCUAUAACCAGGUUCCUGUUCACAUGCUCCAAAAGCCCUGGAGAAAGAGGUUGAGUUUAACUUGGCACUGUAGCUGCAGAAAUCCGUAAACAAGCUACUGACCAGUGAGUGGAAAACUUAAUCACUGCUUUCUGUGAAAGCUACCCUACCUGUAGAUGAAGGUCUGAUUGAUAGAAUGGAAAGGAUAUGCUUUAAGGCAAUCUGUUAUUGCAGCAUGACACCUUCUUUCAAAACACUGUCAACCCACUACUGCCUUUAUGUUAUAAUUGGACUGAACACACUUUUGUCACUCUUAAAUUGACAGCUUUUACAAUGACUGACACUAUGUGGCAGAGAAAAAGUGUACUUUUGAGGCUUUAAAAGUUUUGUUUACGUUGGUAAUGUUUGUACUGAAGGAAAGGUACACCUGUAUUUUUGAUUUGUGAUGGGAUGUGAAAGUUGCAAAAGCUUAUUUUCCAUGUAAAACUCAAACUCUUUAAGACUCUUUGUGAAAAAAUAAAGUUUAUAUGUCCAAAUAAAUUCUGGAGGCUCUACAUGCCUCUGUGUUUCCUUGCCCUGUGUGAGGAGAAAGGGGCUUUACAAUAAUGGAGUGAUUGAAGCAGAAAGGUGCCACCCGUAGGUGCUCCGCAGCAAUUACAGGAAGGGAAGUCUGCCACGGCAACCAGAGACUGUUGUACACUAACUGUAGUGGUGACUUCUUGCUUGAUAAUGUAGUGAUCUAAUAUAAAUGUGUGGAAUUGUGCCUGUGCUAGUUUAGGGGAACCACAAGUUGUUUGUCACAGGGGACUGUUACCAUUCAUUCAUUCAUUCAUUCAUUCAUUCAUUACCAUUAACCGCUUAUCCACAUUCGGGUCGCGGGUCACUGGAGCCUAUCCCAGCCAUUCAGACGCACACUAAUACAGAGUGGCUCCAAUAAUUAGGCUGAUGAUGGCUAUGUGUGUCUCCAGUUUACAGGCAGGAGAACUGAUACUGAAGCAGCAAUGUAUUUUAAUAAGCAAAAAACCCACUCAGUUU
Molecule: messenger RNA, 3434 nt
Organism: Centropristis striata (black sea bass)
Lineage: Eukaryota; Metazoa; Chordata; Actinopteri; Perciformes; Serranidae
Gene: bmpr1ba
Product: bone morphogenetic protein receptor, type IBa
Exons: 13
Coding region: 489-2120 (543 amino acids)
Biological process (GO): cellular response to growth factor stimulus; BMP signaling pathway; protein phosphorylation
Cellular component (GO): signaling receptor complex; plasma membrane
Molecular function (GO): ATP binding; SMAD binding; transforming growth factor beta receptor activity, type I
Source: RefSeq, a predicted model, not a curated record